UUCUCGUGGUCUGGCCCAUGUCAACAACCCGGAUUCACCUCGUUUAUGCAUUUCAGUGUCGCACAACCGCACUAUCACCUUCUUCAGGCCAAGAUAGUUGGGCUAGUGCGGAGUACAACUACCCAAAUACAAUAUUGAACUGUGUGUACCCCAAUCAAGUUCUCCUCGGCCAAGCAUCACGAAAGUCGGGCAGUAUCGGACUCGGAAGUGACUUCAAUGGAAUUGCGAACUCCCGCGUCCAUCGCAAGCGGCCGGGCAAUGCUGGUGGUGCAAUAGGCGACGACACCAUGUCCAUUGACUCCCGCCCGCAAAGUUUGAACGAACCUGAUCUCGCCACCGAGAAGUCGUCGGGCGGCGAGGGGAUCGCGGCCUCGGGGUGCCAACCACCCUCGAUGACCGGCCGAUCACCUCGCCGUCCUUUCAAAGACUAUCUUUCAGAAUCUGCUCUACACUGGGGUCGCACCCUAGCAAAGUUCGGUCGCUUUAUCGGACCCGGCUUCCUGAUCGCCGUCGCCUACAUCGAUCCGGGAAACUAUGCCACCGACGUUGCGGCCGGUGCAGAGUUCAAGUACAAACUACUCUUCAUCGUUCUCAUCUCUAAUCUCUUUGCCAUCCUCUUACAAUCCCUGUGCAUUAAACUGGGAACUGUUGUCGGAUCCGCGAUUGCGUUGAAUCUACUUCUCAAGAUCCCACUCGUGGCUGGCUGUGCCAUUACCUUGGUUGAUGUCCUAUUUCUUCUCCUUUUCUACCGGCCCGAUGGGUCUAUGUGGGGGCUACGUCUUUUCGAGUUCUUCGUCAUGGCCCUGGUCUUGGGAGUUGUGGUCUGCUUUUGCCUUCAGCUCUCUCUGAUCAAAGAUCAAUCAGUCGGGGAGGUGUUUCGAGGUUAUCUCCCAUCUUCGGCCAUCGUUCAAUCUGAAGGUCUUUAUCAGAGUUGUGGUAUCCUUGGCGCCACGGUCAUGCCCCACUCCCUCUUCCUUGGCAGUGGUGUGGUACAGUCACGCUUAAAGGAAUUCGAUGUCACAGCAGGCUAUGUGGAAUCCAGCGUUGCUCUAGGGAGCAGUGAUGGGGAGGUGGAGUACCGCCCUACCCUGCACGCUAUUCGUGGAUGCUUGAAGUACUCAAUCAUUGAGUUGGCACUGUCGCUAUUUACAUUCGCUCUGUUUGUCAACAGUGCCAUUCUCAUCGUCGCUGGUGCUUCUCUCUACGAUAUCCCAGGUGGCGCUGAUGCCGACCUAUUCGGCAUCCACGCACUUCUCUCCUCUUCUAUCUCGCCAGCUGCCGGUCUAGUUUUCGCCCUGGCGCUCCUCCUAUCUGGUAUCUCGGCCGGUAUUGUGUGCACAAUGGCAGGCCAGAUGGUCAGUGAAGGAAUGCUGAAGUGGAGUAUUAAACCAUGGGUCCGCAGACUCAUCACCCGUUCUAUCAGCAUCAUCCCCAGUAUCAUCAUUGCCGCGGCUGUUGGAAGAGAUGGUCUGGACAAGACUCUCACUGCCAGCCAGGUUGUCCUGAGUGUCAUUCUGCCUUUCGUUUCUGCUCCUCUCAUUUGGUUUACUUGCUUUACCCGGUACAUGACUGUACCCACCGAACGGAUCGAGGGCGAUGGAGAGGUGUCGAUCGAGCAAGUCUCGAUGAGGAACCACAUUAUCACAUCGGGGAUUGCAGUUGUCGUUUGGAUCAUUAUUGUGGUGAUGAACGUGGCUCUCUUAGUGCUGGUGGGUAUGGGUAAAGCAUCUUGA
Molecule: messenger RNA, 1733 nt
Organism: Penicillium manginii
Lineage: Eukaryota; Fungi; Ascomycota; Eurotiomycetes; Eurotiales; Aspergillaceae
Exons: 5
Coding region: 18-1733 (571 amino acids)
Biological process (GO): intracellular manganese ion homeostasis; iron ion transport
Cellular component (GO): membrane
Molecular function (GO): cadmium ion transmembrane transporter activity; manganese ion transmembrane transporter activity
Source: RefSeq, a predicted model, not a curated record